Molecule: messenger RNA, 810 nt
Organism: Dissoconium aciculare CBS 342.82
Lineage: Eukaryota; Fungi; Ascomycota; Dothideomycetes; Mycosphaerellales; Dissoconiaceae
Product: histone H4
Exons: 5
Coding region: 132-584 (150 amino acids)
Biological process (GO): nucleosome assembly
Molecular function (GO): protein heterodimerization activity; structural constituent of chromatin; DNA binding
Source: RefSeq, a predicted model, not a curated record
UCUGACAAAGCGCGUCUCGACAACCAACUUCACGAUUUUCCACUAUCGCCUCGUGAGAUUCCAACGAUAUCGCUGAGCUGUCGACAUCAUCGCAGUCGGCGGUCCAGACAAGGCUUUGUCGUGACCUUGCGAUGCCAUCGCUCUUUAAUUUUGGCUUACUUCGAUCGGACGUGCCACAUAAGAACCACACUGGCGGUAAAUCUAUUCCUCCUUCAGGAUUUACAAGCAUCAACGCUCCCCCUAAAACUAGUCACGGCAUUGGCGGAAUUGGUCUUGGACACGGCAAAUCAGCCACCAAAAGACAUCGCAAAAUCCUCAAAGACACAAUCCAAGGCAUCACGCGCGGCGACAUUCGACGGUUGGCGCGUCGCGGUGGCGUCAAGCGCAUCUCUGCUGCGAUCUACCCUAGCGUUCGCAUGGCCGUAAAGCAACGACUUGAAGAUAUUCUGAACAAGGUCAUUCCUAUCGUAGAGAACACCGGGCGAAAGACUGUACAGACAAUGGAUGUCGUCUAUGCUCUGAACAUGUUGGGCAAUCCGAUCUACGGUUUCGGAGAGGCAAACAAGCUCUCGCAGCUGAAGUGAGCUCUCAAGAUAUGGACCAAUGAUUGAACUAUAACGAAGAUAUGAUUGAAACGAGUGUGACGGCCAAUGUGAUCAAACGUGGGACGGCAAUGUCAAAUAAUUGAGAUAGCCUGGGAUGGACCACUGGUGGUUUGGACUGCACCAGCGGCAAUUUUACCGAAUCGAAUGUAAUUAAAUGCUGUAUAAAAGUCGGUGUGUGGCAUGGAAACAAAAAACCGUUGGAUCA